Dermacentor silvarum is the source of this 3627-nucleotide messenger RNA. RefSeq lists its product as uncharacterized. The record is from RefSeq and is a predicted model, not a curated record. NCBI's taxonomy places the organism in Eukaryota, Metazoa, Arthropoda, Arachnida, Ixodida, Ixodidae. Gene Ontology annotation, molecular function: zinc ion binding; nucleic acid binding. The transcript has a single exon. Bases 1 to 3627 code for a protein of 1208 amino acids. Gene Ontology annotation, biological process: DNA integration.
AUGGGGAAGGAAGCCGAAGACUUAUUGGCGUCACUAAGCCUAUCAGACGCCGACCUCGCGGACUACGCAACAGUGAAACGCAAGUUCGAGGGACACUUCAUACCGUGCACAAACGUCAUUUUCGAGAGGGCCAAGUUUAAUCGUCGUAAGCAGGAAGCGAACGAGUCGGUCGAAUCGUUUAUCACAGACCUGCACAACCUCGCUGACACGUGUGAAUACGGUUCACUGAAAGACGACCUCAUUCGUGACCGGUUGGUUGUAGGACUUUUGGACCUCGGUCUAAGUGAAAAGCUGCUACUAGACUCGAAACUCACACUUCAGUCUGCAGUAAAAAUUGCACGGAACUCCGAAUUCGUCAAAAAGCAACAAAACGAGCAACGCGACGCAACGGAACGCGGUGCUUCGGUCGACGAGCUGCGACGCUCAAAAGAACGCCGCAACCAUGGAGGCGCGCAGCGGAAACCAGUCAAACCUCCAGCGGUGCACUUCACUGGAAGAAAUUUGUGCAAGUGGUGCGGCAGUACACAGCAGCAUUUCAAGAAGCAGUGUCCAGCCUUCGGAAAGCUCUGCAACAACUGUGGGAAAACUGGUCACUAUGCAAAAGUAUGCUUGUCGGGACGCCAACAACCUAUAGGGCAAAGGGUGUUCGGAUCCAGCACAAAGAAAUCAAGGACAGCAAACACGGAGGAAGUGUUUCUUGGUGAGGUCAGCGAGACAGACACCCAGGAACCUUGGUUCAUCAUUGCACUUGUGAACAGUCGUCCUGUUCGCUUCAAAGUCGUCACAGGAGCAGACGUGAGCGUAAUCCCUGCUUCGCAGUAUGACAGCAGCCGCAUGCAGACUCUGAAAACACCUGACAAAAGACUUGUCGGACCGGGCAGAACACCCAUCACAACAAAGGGAAUGUUCAGUGCAACAAUCGCAUGGCAAGGCAAGUCUGUUCAGCAACGGGUUUUUGUAGUGGAAGGCUUGCAAACAGCUCUAUUGGGACGACCAGCCAUACGUGCUCUCGACAUACGGUCACACCUGGAGGCGGUUGAGGCCAACAAACAAACCGAAGCAAGACACAUGGUGUCCCCCGAGGCAAGACCAGAGUUCUCCCAACUCUUCACAGGACUUGGUAAAAUGAAAACUCCCUACAAGGUGACACUCAAAGCAAAUGCUACGCCGUAUGCAGUGACAACUCCUCGACGAGUGGCUGUUCCACUCCAGCCUAAAGUCGAACAAGAACUACAGAGAAUGAAGGAUCUUGGAGUGAUCCAGCAGGUUUACCAUGCGACACCAUGGUGUGCACCUAUGGUCAUUGCAUCGAAACAGAAUGGAGAGAUCAGAAUCUGCAUUGACUACACUGAAUUGAACCGCCAGCUGAUGCGGGAAAGGGUCAUCAUGCCUACAGUUGAAGAAAACUUGGCGAAGCUGGCCAAUGCAAAAGUUUUCAGCAAGCUUGAUGCAAAUUCUGGCUACUGGCAGACACCCCUCGCACCAGAGUCCCAGGACUUGACCACAUUUAUCACGCUGUUUGGGAGAUUUCAGUUCCUGCGAUUACCUUUUGGCAUUGCGACAGCGCCAGAGUUCUUUCAGCUUCGCAUUCUUGAGGGACUCCCCGGAAUAGCAUGCCACCAGGACGACGUCGUCGUUUUUGGGAAGAACGAGGCGGAGCACAAUGCAAACCUCACAGCAGUGCUUCAGAGGCUCAAGGGCGCAGGAAUGACUCUAAAUCCACGCAAGUGUGAAUUCAGCAAAAGAAGAGUCAAGUUUCUCGGACACAUCUUGAAUGAAGCGGGUAUCGCUGCUGACCAGGAGAAAACUGAAGCCAUCAGAAAGAUGCCACCGCCAGAGAACACCACCGAGCUCAGGUCGUUCCUGGGCAUGGUCAACCAGCUGGCAAAAUUUCUCCCGGGACUGGCCGAGAAGACAAAACCUUUGCGAGACCUGCUGCUGGAUGAAGCAGUUUGGGUUUGGCACCAGACUCAACAAGAAGCCUUCGAUCGGGUCAAGGAUGACCUAACGACAACACCAGUGUUGUGCUACUACGAUCCACAAAGGCCUCUGACGAUAUCAGCUGAUGCCUCCUCCUAUGGCUUGGGAGCUGUUCUGCUCCAAACAAAUGACGGCAAGCGGCAGCCAGUGGCAUACGCUUCCAGGGCAAUGACACCGACAGAACAAAAGUAUGCUCAGGUGGAGAAGGAGGCACUUUCCAUAACAUGGGCGUGUGAACGUUUCAGGAUGUACGUGCUCGGUCUGCAGUUCAGUAUAGAGACUGAUCACAAACCCUUGGUGCCUUUGUUCUCAACAAAACGCAUUGACGAAAUGACACCGCGACUGCAGCGCUUUCGCAUGCGUGUGCUUGCGUAUGACUUCACGAUUUCACACAUACCAGGAAAGGACAUGCACACAGAUGAUAUCUUGUCGCGCAAACCGCUGCAGUGCUCCGGCAAACACCUUGCAUCCGUCAUAGAAGAGUACGAACUUCUGACCAUUGAGCAGCUGCCAGCAUCAACUGAGAUGCUGAACAGGACCAAAAUCGAGCUGCAAAAAGAUGCAACGACAUCACUGGUCAUGCACUACUGCACUACCAAAUGGCCAAAAGCAGAAAUGCUGGCACCUGAGGUGCGCAAGUAUGCAAGUGUGCCCGAUGAACUGUCUGUCGUACAGGGACUUCUACUUCGGGGCACAAGGAUAGUCUUUCCCCCUUCAUUACGCAAAGAAGUUCUGCAGCGACUACACACAGGACACCAAGGCGUUGUGAGAUGCCGAGCAAGAGCACGGGAGUCUUCGUGGUGGCCAGCAAUCAGCCAGGACGUUGAAACGUACGUGAGAAGAUGCCCCACCUGCACAAAGCACCGUCCUGUGGCAAAUGAAGACUUGCUUCAGACACCGCUCCCAGAACGCCCGUGGCAAGUGGUAGGCACACACUUGUUGCACCACGAAGGGAGGAACUACAUAGUAGCUGUUGACUACUACUCAAGGUUUUUUGAACUGGAAGAGCUUUGUGGAACGCAAACCAAACAUGUGGUGCAGUUCCUUAGUAAUUUGUUCGCUCGCUAUGGCAUUCCGGACAUUUUGAGGUCCGACAAUGGCCCGCAGUACAGCUCACUCGAGUUCCUGCAAUUUAUGAGCAGUUGGGGUGUAAGACAUGUGACCUCCAGCCCGCAUUACGCGCAAAGCAAUGGCGAAGCUGAGAGAGCAGUCCAGACUGCCAAGAACAUUAUCCGUGAAUCCACGAAUGUUGCGGAAGGCCUUCUUGCCCACAGAGCUACACCUGGACCCGAGGGUUACUCGCCAGCUGAGCUUCUCAUGGGCCGCAAGCUCAAAACAAACGUCCCUACUCUGCCUGAAACACUUGAGCCCAAGUGGGAAUACCAGAAUCAGUUCCGGCAAAACAAUGCGGUCAUUCGUGGGCGAGAAGCCAAACUCUACAACAGGAGGCGUAAAACAAGAGACAGGCCACCGUUAAAGCCAGGUACAGUGUUCAGAACCAACAACAAGGAACCAUCGUUGGAGAGUCAAACGCACCGAGAUCUUAUGUUGUGCAAACGGCCAAAGGAAGCGUUCGUCGCACAAAAGCACAUCUGCAAGAGGUUCCCGAACUGCACCACCGAAACAAGCAGGAACGGGCUGUUCUGA